Trematomus bernacchii (emerald rockcod) is the source of this 940-nucleotide messenger RNA. Its product is annotated as olfactory receptor 11A1-like. Gene Ontology annotation, biological process: G protein-coupled receptor signaling pathway. NCBI's taxonomy places the organism in Eukaryota, Metazoa, Chordata, Actinopteri, Perciformes, Nototheniidae. Gene Ontology annotation, cellular component: membrane. The coding region runs from base 1 to 924 and encodes 307 amino acids. Gene Ontology annotation, molecular function: G protein-coupled receptor activity; olfactory receptor activity. The transcript has a single exon. The record is from RefSeq and is a predicted model, not a curated record.
AUGGUUAACUCCACGGAAGCUUCCUAUUUUAUACUGACUGCAUACUCUGACACCGGGGUUUUUAAAUACCUAUAUUUCCUGAUCAUUCUGGCUUUGUAUAUUUGUAUUAUAGGUGCCAACAUGUUGCUGAUUGUGGUUAUCUGUGUGAACAGGAGCUUACAUGAACCUAUGUACCUUUUUCUGUGCAGCCUGUUUGUAAAUGAACUGUAUGGUAGUACAGGGUCGUUUCCAUUCCUUCUGGUUCAGAUCCUCUCUGACAUUCACACUGUUUCUGCUCCGCUCUGCUUCCUGCAGAUUUAUUCUGUGUAUACAUAUGUGUGCGUGGAAUGUUUUAACUUAACCGUCAUGUCUUAUGACAGAUAUCUUGCUAUCUGUUAUCCUCUGCAAUAUAACACAUAUAUGACAUCUAACAAAGCUUCUUUUCUUAUUACAGUGUCAUGGUUGUUCCCUUUUCUUGCAAUUGUUGUUAUGAUAUCCUUAAGUGUGUCUUUAACGCUGUGUGGGAACAUCAUUAACAAAGUGUACUGUGGGAAUUACUUCAUUGUUAAGCUGGCCUGCUCUGACACCAGGGUCAAUAACAUUUAUGGACUCUUUAACACGGUCAUCUCCAUCAUCAUUCCUCUGCUUUUAAUCCUCUACACGUACAUGAGGAUCCUCAGAGUGUGUUUCUCUGGCUCCAAACAGACCAGACAGAAAGCUCUCAGUACCUGCACACCUCACCUCGCUUCCUUGCUUAACUUCUUUUUUGGAGUUUUUUUCCAGAUAUUACAGAGCAGGUUUGAUAUGAGCAGUGUUCCCAACAUUCUGAGCGUUUUAUUAUCCUAUUAUCUAUCAUGCCAGCCUCUCUUUACCCCAGUCCUGUACGGGCUGAAGAUGUCUAAAAUCCGCAUCAUAUGUAAGCGUCUGUUGUACGGAGAAGUGUAGGUCAUCAAGAGAUUGC